AUGGAGGCAUUGACAACGUUGAAGAAUGAGAAGAGGGUGAAGCAGACAAAGAUCUAUGGGAUGAUAGUGUUUGUGGGACUACCACUACCUCCAACCAAGAUAAAAAGAGAAAAAUCAAUGACUGUGCAAAACUGUGGGCGAAUGGUUCAUGUGACUAAAUUGUGUCCUGAAAUGUACUGGAAAAGUGAGUAG
Messenger RNA from Sphenostylis stenocarpa, 192 nucleotides. The record is from the annotation of a GenBank genome assembly. NCBI's taxonomy places the organism in Eukaryota, Viridiplantae, Streptophyta, Magnoliopsida, Fabales, Fabaceae.